AUGACUCCAGAAGAUGAAGCGUCUACUCGGACCAAACUGUCGGUACACAAGGAAACGUUUUGGCUUCCCCCUGAGAUUUUGGUGAAGAUUUUCUCAUUUUGUAUAGCUGCUGAAGGAAUCAUUAAGUUUAUUCCAAGAGCAUCAAGAGUUUGUAAAGAAUGGCACCGAGCUACAAGAGAAGCUUCCCUCUUUGAAUACCUGGACCUGAGUAUAGAAGUCAUUAAUUUAAAAAAUGCCAAACUAGAUGGGAUACUCAGCUAUGAUUUGUCACUGUGCAAGAACCUGAACCUGGCUGGCCAAACAAAGCUCAGCUCUUCUGUCAUUGAAUCUCUACUCACCAACACCCCAGGUCUUGUCACUCUCAACCUGUUCAGCUGCGGCAAGGUGCAGCCAGAACUGGUCUCCAGGCUGCCACAGCUGUGUACCUCUCUCAGGAGGGUAGACAUCUCUAACCCCCUUGUUCACACAGGAGAACAAGGUGGACCAGGAUUCAGGAGUCUUCACAUUGAGAGCCUAAUCUCUGGCUGUGGAGCCAGACUGGUUGAAGUGAGGCUGGCAGGUGUCAUAGGUUUCUUUACUGUCAAGAAAUAUGCUUGUUCUUUUUUUAAAGCUCUUCAGGAUAAUUGCCCAAACCUUGAAGAGUUAGAUGUGCGAAUGAGUCCCAGGUUUUCAUUGAAACAGAUAGACUGCAAGGUUGACAUGCGUGGGUUUGUGGAAAGUUGUCCCAAAUUAAAAGAGCUUCGAAUCGAUGGGAUUAAUUUGAGCGAUGGGAAAGGGAAAGACCAGCCAUAUUCAGGUCCAAAACAUUUAAAAUUUUAUUCUCAAUCUUCUUUGACUACCAGUCCAUCAGAUAAAGCAGUGUUUUACUUAAUGUUUGCAUCUGUAACAAAGUUGAUAGAACUAGACAUCAGCAGCACUAAUCUCUUGCCAGGGGUCAUAACCAAGUGGGUCAAGGCUGUUGAUUGUUUGAAUCUUGCUGACAUGAAAUGGAAAGUUGCAGACAGCAACAAUUUAUAUGAGUGUCUUGAUUCUUGGAUCAUGUCUAUCAAAGUACUUGACCUUUCAAACAACAAACUGAAAUCAAAUGCCUUAGAUUCAGCACUUAACCUCUAUGCUGUUGUUGAUGAUCCCAACUUUCAAGGCUACCCACUUAAGCAUCUCAACAUUUCAAAAACAAACAUUACAGCCAAGACUGUCAAGCAAAUAAUAUCAGCCUGCAAAAAUUUGGAGGAAAUAGAUUUGACUUCAUGUCGAGAGCUUCCCCGAGGAUCGAAGCGCAUUUUCCACAAAAAAGAGUUCAACACUUUGUUGCGCUGCCUUUGUUUAAGUACCACUGAGCAGGGGUGUAGUGAUGAGGAGGAAUCAGAAGAGUACAUUUCUGACAACUGAAGCAUGCAGGUCUGAUAAAUGAUUGGGGUGUGGGUGUUGACUAUUGAAGGUUUUGCAUUAGAAAAAUGACCAGGAUCAUUGAAAGGUCUAAGUCUAAUCAUCUUUGAUGAUCCUUCCAUUAUUUUUUUACCUUCACAUCUCAGAAUCAUGUCAGUUUGGUUUAAAUAUUCAAAGAACAAAAACUAUACAAAAUAUAUGUAUAUAAACUGGGUUAUAAAUCAGGCAGCAUUUUUUUGUUGACAUUAUUCACACAUUGUAUGAAUUGAUGUUAAAGCUACUUCCUUUUUUAAUUUUAUGUUAACCAUUUUAUAGCUCUGAUUAGAAUGAAGUAGAAGUUUAUAGCUAACUUUUAAAAAUUAAUUCAAAAGGAAAAAUUGAUGAUUCAGGCUAUUAAUCUUGUUAUAUAAUAUAUGUAAUUAAUUAAAAAACAGUAUUAUCAUUUAGUGAAGUGAGAAAAAUUCUUUCUAAUUUUUAAAAAAAAAACCUUUGAUCACUGAAUAUAAAGGUUUUAUAGUUUCAUAAAUAUUGAAUUUAUUAAUUUAAAAUUUUUUAAACUAUGCAAUAUUUCAAAUUUUUAAGGAUCUUUCUUAUUAUACCACAUCAUUAUUAUAAAAAUUGUAAUGGUAUUAGUUUUCUAAUAUUUUGUAAUUUUUCUACUCUAAAUGUAAUGAGACUGCAAUAAAGUCAUGUUAAUCUUAAGUUUGUCUAAAUUCAUUUUCCAGUUGUGCAACCACAAUUUAAAAUUUUGAAGCCGUUUAGUUAUACAAAGUAAUUAAUAUGCUAGAUUUAAUUAAUUUUUGAUUAAUUAUUGUCUUUUAGUACAUGGUAGAGCUACCUAAUAAUUGUCUUAACACCCAAAAUCCAGACACUGCACUGAUAAUUUACAAUUUUAUUAAAACUUUUGAAAUCCAAACAAAUAGCAAGUUGUUUUUAUUUUUAAUAUUUAACAUUGUAAUUCGACAUUUAAAUGAAGUAGGCAAGUAAAAACUCAAAACAUUUACAAAAAAUAUCAUUUUAAAAUACAGAAACAUUUGAAAAUUUUA
Messenger RNA from Physella acuta, 2432 nucleotides. RefSeq names its product F-box/LRR-repeat protein 6. The record is from RefSeq and is a predicted model, not a curated record. Gene Ontology annotation, molecular function: protein binding. Gene Ontology annotation, biological process: SCF-dependent proteasomal ubiquitin-dependent protein catabolic process. NCBI's taxonomy places the organism in Eukaryota, Metazoa, Mollusca, Gastropoda, Physidae. Gene Ontology annotation, cellular component: SCF ubiquitin ligase complex.